Nilaparvata lugens (brown planthopper) is the source of this 2731-nucleotide messenger RNA. It is a transcript of the gene AlkB, whose product is annotated as nucleic acid dioxygenase ALKBH1. Bases 213 to 1811 code for a protein of 532 amino acids. The transcript has 8 exons. Gene Ontology annotation, cellular component: nucleus; cytoplasm. Gene Ontology annotation, molecular function: broad specificity oxidative DNA demethylase activity; oxidative RNA demethylase activity; ferrous iron binding. The record is from RefSeq and is a predicted model, not a curated record. NCBI's taxonomy places the organism in Eukaryota, Metazoa, Arthropoda, Insecta, Hemiptera, Delphacidae. Gene Ontology annotation, biological process: oxidative RNA demethylation.
CAUGGAUCGUGUUUCUUUUUAUAUUAAAUUAAUAUAUUUUUAUAUUAUGUCAACCUCACAAACUAAACCUAUUCGUUGUAAUUUUGAAAGUCUUAAUAAAUAUUGUUGAUAAUAUUGAACUCCAUCACAUAAGUUGAUGCAGAAAUCUGUUUUGAUUUUGUCAACUAACUUAAUAACAGGGUUAUUAGUAUAGUAAUUAUUAUCCUUCAUGAAUGAUGUUCAAAGAUUCUUUCAAAUAUUAUAAAAGCAGGGUACCUCCUCCAGAUUUUGAUGAAGUGGUAGAUUUUAGAAGAGUAGACUUCUUCAGUGAUAAGGUUAAAAUUCUGGAACCACAUCAAGUGGAGGCGAAUGAAUUCCCUCUCCUUCUUCGCCCUGUAUCAGAAUGGAACAUUUUUGAACUCAUAGAUAAACCAGGGUUAUUGUUCGUGGAGAACCCGUGGACAGAAGUGGGUGUCCGCUACUGGGUUUGUAGGAGCCUACAACAGCUGACACGACCGCCAAGCAAGCUCAACAUAGAUCAUGACGACCAUAGAGGUGCCUGUUUGAACAUAGAGCAUAACGACCACAGAGCUGCCUGGUGGGAUGAGGCACAACUCAAGCGGUCGCAAGAUGGCGGUGCCCUGCUAAAACGUCUGCGAUGGGCUACGUUCGGCUAUCACCACAACUGGGACACUAAGGUCUGGAGCCUACAACAGCUGACACGACCGCCAAGCAAGCUCAACAUAGAUCAUGACGACCAUAGAGGUGCCUGUUUGAACAUAGAGCAUAACGACCAUAGAGCUGCCUGGUGGGAUGAGGCACUGCUCAAGCGGUCGCAAGAUGGUGGUGCCCUGCUGAGACGUCUGCGAUGGGCCACGUUCGGCUAUCACCACAACUGGGACACUAAGGUCUGGUAUGGGUUAUUGUUCGUGGAGAACCCGUGGACAGAAGUGGGUGUCCGCUACUGGGUUUGCAGGAGCCUACAACAGCUGACACGACCGCCAAGCAAGCUCAACAUAGAUCAUGACGACCAUAGAGGUGCCUGUUUGAACAUAGAGCAUAACGACCAUAGAGCUGCCUGGUGGGAUGAGGCACUGCUCAAGCGGUCGCAAGAUGGUGGUGCCCUGCUGAGACGUCUGCGAUGGGCCACGUUCGGCUAUCACCACAACUGGGACACUAAGGUCUGGUAUGGGUUAUUGUUCGUGGAGAACCCGUGGACAGAAGUGGGUGUCCGCUACUGGGUUUGCAGGAGCCUACAACAGCUGACACGACCGCCAAGCAAGCUCAACAUAGAUCAUGACGACCAUAGAGGUGCCUGUUUGAACAUAGAGCAUAACGACCAUAGAGCUGCCUGGUGGGAUGAGGCACAGCUCAAGCGGUCGCAAGAUGGUGGUGCCCUGCUGAGACGUCUGCGAUGGGCCACGUUCGGCUAUCACCACAACUGGGACACUAAGGUCUGGUAUGUGAUAGUGAAGUCAUUUGUUUCCAGUUUCGGACAGAGCGCCAUAUUCUUGGUGGGUGGAUUGACACUGGACGAGAGGCCACGGGCCGUGUUCGUGGAUAACGGUGACGUGAUGAUAAUGUCGGCCGCGUCACGACUCGUCUAUCACGGCGUGCCACGUAUCGUCACGUCACGGCAUCAGCUGGUACCUUCACGCUCUAUCAGUGCAGACAAUGGGGCGGCAUCGGCGAUAUUGAACGGUGAGCUGUUGAAUUGUAUCUUUAACGAUGACAAUGACAGAUUCUGGCGGCCAUUUUGUGACUACGUCAGCCAAUCGCGUAUCAACAUGAAUGUAAGACAGGUCCUGUGCUCGGGUCAGACAAGUCUAUAAUGAGAUUCACGUUAUAAAGUCAGCAUCAACAUUGGUGUUGCUAUCCUUGUCUAUCAUUAGACAAAGCAGAUAGCUGUAUCCUUUUCCUAGUCCGCACUGUUGCCAAAUUGUUUGUAGGGUAUGAAGAAAUGUAAAGAACUACCAAAAUAUUCAAUCGCAAUUACAGAAAUAUAGUAUUAAAUCAUGAUAAGUUAUAUUAUCUUGGUGAAUCUACAAACUAUUAUCUUUUAUUUGAGUUAUUAUUGAUAAUUCGGAAUCAACAAUAAUUAAUUUUCUAUCAAAUACGACACCGUAUACCGGAAUAACUUGGAUCACAGAUAUCUACCAUAGAAGGCACUGGUAUCAGAAAAUUGGCAACUCUGUUAUCCUCUAUCAUUUCCGUGAAUCUCUCUACAGGCUUGUGCUUAAUGGGAUAAUAAUGAAGGGAUUAUGAAUACUAUAGUAAUGUGGAAUAAUAGUGAAAUAUGUGUGGACCUACAGCUUCAGGUGAGCUCCGAACCACCAUAUAUAGAGAUUUUGCAUCUGAAAACUGUCAUUUACAGAACUGGCCCUUAGCAGAUUGAAAUGUGAAAUACAGAUAUUAUGAUAUAUAAGAUGCUGACGAGAAAUUCAGUGUAAGGCUAUCAUAAUAAUAUUAUUGUCAAUAUUAUUAUUAUGCCAAUAUUAUUGUCUACAUCAAUAAUGUACCAAAAGUAGGUACCGUACUUGAAAUCGUGGAUGAAGUACCUAGCCUACAAUAUCUUCCUCUGUAUUUUUCCAUGCAUUGUAUAAGAGGUAGUGCUGCUUCUCACAGAAGAUUGUUUAGUAAUUAUCUGUCAGUAUUUCAAAUAUAGUCUGUUAUCUGAUGAGUAAUUAUUGACAUAAGAAUGUGUAUUAUUGUAUUAUGUGUAUAGUUUCAAUUUGCAGUAAUUUUGUUUCUA